This is a messenger RNA of Penicillium crustosum, 696 nucleotides long. RefSeq lists its product as uncharacterized. The record is from RefSeq and is a predicted model, not a curated record. The transcript has 2 exons. Lineage: Eukaryota; Fungi; Ascomycota; Eurotiomycetes; Eurotiales; Aspergillaceae. Bases 1 to 696 code for a protein of 231 amino acids.
AUGCGUUACUUCAUCACUGCCUCACUCCUCGUCGCCGGUACCCUAGCCCAAUCAACCGACGACUACCUCAAAUGCGCCAAAGCUGCCCUCAACACCAUCGACCCAUCAACCUUCACAACCUGCACAGACAAAACCUCCCAAGAAUGCUUCUGCGCCAACAAAUCCGCCCUCGAAACCCUAGCAACCUCAACCGUCCCCGCCUGCGAAGGUCUCGACCUCAGCACCAUCUCGUCAACCCUCUGCCCCAGCGAUCGCGAGGCCGCCCCCGCCCGCCACGCAAGCAAGCCCAUGAUACUGGCCGAUAAGCGCGCCUACGCACCUGAGCCCGCUCCGCGCGUUGUCUACGUGACCAAGACCCGCACCGACUGCAGCUGCAAGAGCACGCCCGCCGUCGAGAAACCACUGCACGUCUCGCAGAUCCCUGUCAAUGUCCCGGCGUCCAGCAGUUUGGCUUCUGUUGCGGCUGCUGCGUCGACACCGGCCGGUCGGGAGCAUGGAUUGAUGGGUGGUGCGGCUUCGUCGUCUGUGGUAUUUGGGCCGCAGGCUUCUGGGGCGACGCCCUCGGCUCGGCCUUCUGGGGUUGAUCCUACUCGCUUCUCGCCUUUCCAGGGGGCGGCGACUGUAGGGGCUUCUGUGAAUGGGGGUGUUGCGGUGCUUGGGGUUGCGGCUGUUAUGGCUGUUAUGGUUGCUUUGUAG